AUGGGAGCAACUCCACAUCCAACUUACUGGACAAGUUUAUUUGAGUAUUACGAUGCCUUGCUUGCAUCAAAGUAUUCUAUUGUUGAAAAUAUCAGACCUGUUGGACACCAUGCAAAGAGAUUGGAUCCUACCUACGAACAGAGUGAAAUUUUAAAUAAUUGGGUAGCGGAAGCAUCUCUAUUAGAUAGAUUGGCGUCUGCAUAUUACAUAUUGGUUUGUAUAUUUGUAGGGAUAUCUAAAGCAGCAGGACCAUGUAUGAAAGAUAAUUCAUUAGAAGAUUUGCCAUUUAUACUAUUAUUAUUCAUUUGGACACUACCCAUAAUUUACGUAAAAAUAAGAAAUGGAAAAGUAGUAUAUAAAUUGUCAAAAAGAUCCUUUCGAGAUGCAAAAGAAGGAGAGGAAGAAUUUAAUGAUAGUUUGCAAACCAAUCAAAUAGAAAAAAUACCUGUCACAGCUUUCGGCGAACAGGACCUUCUGUACAAACAAAUAUAUAUUGCAAUGCCUGCUUUAGUUUCAAUAACAACACCUUGGUUAGCAGUAAUCAUAGCAUAUUACACUCCCCAAUUGGAUUUUUCUGCCGGACAUUUGUGGCUUUAUAAUGGUUGUACUUUUGAUUCUGUUGAGUCUGUUAGCGGGCACAAAUUCACGGUGGAUAAGCUUAUUCGGUCCCUCUUGUGA
Messenger RNA from Racocetra persica, 678 nucleotides. NCBI's taxonomy places the organism in Eukaryota, Fungi, Glomeromycota, Glomeromycetes, Diversisporales, Gigasporaceae. The record is from the annotation of a GenBank genome assembly.